AUGACACCUCUGAACAGCAUCUUCGAACGACAUGAAAAGAACAUCAUCAGGUCCGAGACGAUUGCCACGGAGUCCGAGUCGGAAACGGUGCAGAGUGUACAUGCCAACGUUUUAAUCACAUCGGAAGAGGCGUUCCCUAAUUCUGCAAUGACACAAGACAAUAGAGAGAGACCAAUGACGCUGGCAAGCAGAAAAGAUGACAAAUGCCAGUAUCUUUGGUUCCAGAAAUUUGGUAACGGUAUGUGGCGCUUUUGUAUCAAGAUCAAGGCUUUGUAUUCACUGCGGCUGGAUCUGAUCCGAAAACCCGGUUAA
Pseudozyma hubeiensis SY62 is the source of this 312-nucleotide messenger RNA. RefSeq lists its product as hypothetical. The transcript is spliced from 2 exons. Bases 1 to 312 code for a protein of 103 amino acids. NCBI's taxonomy places the organism in Eukaryota, Fungi, Basidiomycota, Ustilaginomycetes, Ustilaginales, Ustilaginaceae. The record is from RefSeq and is a predicted model, not a curated record.